AUGAUAAGUGUAUAUAUCGUUCAAUUUAAUGAAGAUCAUGCAUUAUCACUUAUGAUUUGUGUUGAAGACGGUUGGGAUAUAACUGCUCAAUUUAUUUCAAUAAGUGAAUUAUUAUUAGAUCCAUAUUAUCGAAUAUUUGAAGGAUUUCACACAUUAAUUGAACAUGAAUGGUUUGCAUUUGGACAUCGAUUUUCACAUCGAUCAAAUCAAACAGCUACGAAUACAAUUGGUUUUGCGACGAUUUUUCUUCAAUUUCUUGAUCUUGUUCAUCAAGUAAGAUUUAUUAAAAUGAAUUAUAGUUAA
Rotaria sp. Silwood2 is the source of this 303-nucleotide messenger RNA. Lineage: Eukaryota; Metazoa; Rotifera; Eurotatoria; Philodinida; Philodinidae. The record is from the annotation of a GenBank genome assembly.